This is a messenger RNA of Oncorhynchus mykiss (rainbow trout), 3790 nucleotides long. Its product is annotated as low-density lipoprotein receptor-related protein 11. The record is from RefSeq and is a predicted model, not a curated record. NCBI's taxonomy places the organism in Eukaryota, Metazoa, Chordata, Actinopteri, Salmoniformes, Salmonidae. Gene Ontology annotation, molecular function: serine-type endopeptidase inhibitor activity.
UCUCAUCCGUCGUGAAAAUAGCUGAGAGGGAUGCCAUUUAACUGCGUAAACAUAAUGGCUUUGGCUAAGCAUCAUCGACUCAUUACGUGUGUGCUGCUGUUCUGUAUAGUGACUAGCAUUCAAACCCGGUUCUCUCAAACAGACUUGAAAUCUAAAAUAUCGGGGGUGGAGGAGCUCUUAGAGGAAUUCCGCAAGCAGCUCCAACAGGACCAGACGUAUACCAGGGAGGAGGAAGAGGGAGUGGACGUCUGUCUGGCUGAUUUCAACGCCGUAGAGGAGCACAUCAUCCGAGCGACUGCCUCCAUUGAGCAGGGAGCCACCUUCCUCUCGGCUCCUGACCGGGUGUACAGUUGGAAAGACUGUCUCCAUGCCUGCUGUGCAGACCCUCACUGCACUGUGGCGGUGGUCCAGGAGGACAUGAGACAAUCGGACGACAGCCUCAGCUGCUAUUUGUUCAGCUGCACCUAUAGAAAUAAAAACGUUUGUUCAUUCGCAGCACAGGCAGGGUUUAGCACCUACAGUCGGGCUCACAAUACAACAGGACACCUCAUCUCCUCCAGUGGCAAUGGAGAUGUGAACAAAUUGGUCAAUCUGAUUAGGAGACCCGAGGAAAACCCUAGAGUUGACGAUGGCACUCAAAUGCCGGACAUGGACGAGCCGCCCCGCAGUAAUGCUGGCCAGGAUGUAGUUAUCCAGCUGCCCACUGACUGUGCGGUACUGGACGGCCGGGACAGUGUGGACGACUAUGGGGUCACCCACUACGAAUGGGCGCUGGUGAAGGGUGAACCGGCCAUCAACAUGAAGGUGACCCAGCCAGGGUUACUGAAAAUCAGUGAUCUACAGGAGGGUUCCUUUACCUUCCAGAUGACUGUCACAGACACCGCGGGACAGAAGAGCUCAGACAAUGUCACUGUGACAGUGCUGGCUCCAGAACACCAAGCUGAAGUUGAUGGGAACAGGAAGGCAAUGACCCACCCUGCAAGUCUACCCAGCCCACACAAGCCUGUGGCCCAGCCAGAGGAGACUGAGGACCACUCCAUGGCCCAGGGUGGACCCAGGAAGACCAUGGAGGAGGCCAGACCAACUCCACCACAAGCCCCACAGACUCCACAGUCUGGUGACUGGAGCAAGGCAGUGCCCCGAGUCCUACCACUGCCAAGUCACAGUGAACAGGAGAGCCCUGUCCAUCAAGAGCCCUGUGCAGAGCCCCCUGCUGUGGGGCCAUGUAAAGGCAUCUUCCCACGCUGGUUCUAUGACCCUGUGGCUGAAGAGUGCAAGCACUUCAUCUACAGAGGCUGCAAGGGCAACCACAACAACUUCCUGCAGGUGGCAGACUGCGUCAAUGAAUGUAUAAAAAAAACAGGUCCCGCUAACAAGCAAACGACAUUGGCACCUCCCCCCACCACCAAACACACAGAGACAGUCUUACCCAGUACAUUUCCUGCGGAGGCCCCUAAAGUGACAAUGAAGUGGCCAGAGAUCAAACCACUACCAGAGCGUGACAUGCUCCCAAUAUCCAAACCACAUUCAGUAAUGGGAGGACACCCAGGGCCUGAGUCUGGUGCUAUACUGCCAUUGGCUCUAGGCCUGAUCAUCACGGCUUUGCUGCUGCUCAUGAUUGGCUGUCGCCUGCGGUUGGUCCGCCACAAGCUGAAGAAGGCCCGACCCCUCACCACUGAGGAGUCUGAUUACCUCAUCAAUGGCAUGUACCUGUAGCAGCAUAGACAGGGAUGAAUGCUCCACAGAACUAGAAUGAGAGGUUCCAAGUCCCUUCAAUUCAUUCUAUUUAUAUGGGAAACCCCAACACUGUCAGUCAACUGUUGGCCAGGUGGAGUCUUCAUGAUUACCGAACAAACUUUCUACAUCACGACUGUGUACGACUUCUUCAGGUGCACUCGAUUUAGAUAACUCGACGUGCGAGGUAGGCGGCGAUCACUCUUUGGAAUGGUCUCAAAAGUGCAAACUCUACCCACACAGCACUCCAGGUGAGAUAAAUCAAACACAGCUUUUAACAGGAAAUACAUGUUUUUGCCACUUUUGUACACUCACUUAGUGUACAAACUGAUGGUUGUCUGCACUUAGGUUUGGAAAGAGAUGCUUUCCUUUUUUCUUUCAUGAUUUCUUUCACCCUUAAAGAUGUUAUUUUAAUAUUACAACAAAAUGUCAAAGUCAUGGAUGUAUAUUUUCGUGGAGAUAUAUAGUACUUCAUCCAUUAUGUAAUACUCUUGCCACUGUUGUGCUAUGAUGCUGUAUAUCUAUUAGACUUGGCGUAGAAUUACAAUUUUUACCAGACUAUUUUGAAAUAUGGAGAUAGCGAGAUAUGUAAUUUAUUGUAAAUUCCAAUCAUUACUGAAAAUGAUUUUGUUAUAAAACCAAGUAAUUCCAGAAAAGCCCAUAUCAAGCCAUAAAGCAUUCUAGGAUGUGUCUGAUAUGGUAUGUUGUUUUUCUUUAUCAUCUAUGUAGUUUCAAUGUUGAUGUGUAGAUAGAUGUAUCUCAAAAGUCUGUAUGCACACAGUUUGUGUGAGAUAGUAAAGUUAACUCUUGAUCAAUAUGUCUUGUGAUUCUGUGCCAAAGGCUUAGGAGUAUUUUAAAUUGGUAAGAGAUGCAAUCUGAAUAUACAAUGUGGAUUCUUCCAUCUCUGUUCAGCUAUUAUAUUCCACCUUUUGCCACUCCUGUCAUUUGCCGAAGAUGUGGCAAGAAGUGGAACGUUAGCUAAAAAGUCUGGUACACAGACUAAAUUCUUCCUGCUCUACCAUAUAUUUUUAGAAUGGCUAGGAAAUGGCAGUAUAGAAGCCGUCUUCAACAGCAUAGACAGCUUGUAGCAAUAAACACUCCAUAGCACAAAAACAUAAGCAUAUUUUUAUUUUCAUUUUUGCCAUUCCAGAAAUUGUGAAAGCCAUAGCUCAUCCAAUAUUCAAUUUUUUUAAACAGACAUUCAAUCGCUUUGCAUUAAAAUGUAUUUUGGCAACGCACCGGCUACCUUGUUUCACACACACACACACACAUAUAUAUAUAUAUAUAAUAUAUGUAUGGCUCUGCUUUGUUUAGUGUCGGCAAUCAGUAAAGCUUGCAGUCUUGUCAUGGACACCAGAGGCAGCACACAAUAAAUCAUGGGGGAAAUCACAACCCUGAAUGUGUGCACGUGUUCACAUGUGUGUAUACACACUCACUCCCAUAUGUAGUUGGACAGUGAAACUAACAUUUUAAAUGUGGCUCUGUACUUCAGCAUUUUGGAUUUGAGAUCAAAUGUUUCAUAUGAGGCAACAUUAUAGAAUGUCACUGUUUAUUUUAGGGUGUUCUCAUAUUUGUUUUACUAGUUUAGAAAGGAAAGCACUAUGUAUCUUGUCCCCCAUUUAAAGAAGUCAUAAGUAUUUGGACAAAUGGGCUUAUAGUAGUCAAAAGUUGAGUAUAAUUCUUAACGCUUGACUACAUCAAGCUUGUGACUCUACAAACCUGUGAUGCAUUUGCAGGUUGUUUUGGUUAUGUUUUGACCAAUAGAAACUGAAUGAAGAAUGUCAUUUUCAUUCAAAGUGAGUAAUGAAGCUGUUUCUGAACCCUUCUGAAUGAAUCAUGAAUAAUGAGUGAGAAGGUUACAAAGGCUGCAACAAAACAAAACAUGCUAAUCUCUCCCCAUUACCAAUAACAGAGGUUAUAAUUUAGGGGUCUUUGUACCUGUAAACUUCUCACUCAUCACUAUUCACAAUUUGUUCAAGAUCACCCAUAACAUCCACAUGAAUGUAGAAUUGUUAAGAAACAUCUUCUAUUCUUACAAUAAAUGACUCAUAAAUAA